AUGCCGGAACUCAAUGUCAGAUUCCAAGGGGCACGUCGCUACGCAUCAGAGCCGUCACAUCCUUCCUGCCCAUGGUGGACAGCACCGCUUCCCUCUGAUCUUCUUUGCGCUACGGUUCGCCCCAUCACAGGAUCUGACAGUGUUCUUCUCACAGAUACUGGCCGUGCCUCUGAACCGUCCCCUCCCAACAGCCCAUCCAUCCUUCAAGCGUGGCAGACGGUUGCCGAGCUUUGCACGGACUAUUACGGGUGGGUUCCAGAUGAGAUCGAGGUUCACGGUGAGGAAGCCACCUUAGCUGAUGCUCUGUUGGAAGGUCGCCUGCGCGUGAUCAGCGAUGGACCCUUCAAGAACGAGUUAGGGACCGCGGCGGUUCAACUCUUGGUGAAGCAUGGUGGGUGCCAUUGA
Messenger RNA from Cylindrotheca closterium, 405 nucleotides. The record is from the annotation of a GenBank genome assembly. NCBI's taxonomy places the organism in Eukaryota, Bacillariophyta, Bacillariophyceae, Bacillariales, Bacillariaceae.